This is a messenger RNA of Tyto alba (common barn owl), 827 nucleotides long. Its product is annotated as C-C motif chemokine 4. The coding region runs from base 108 to 377 and encodes 89 amino acids. The record is from RefSeq and is a predicted model, not a curated record. The transcript is spliced from 3 exons. Gene Ontology annotation, molecular function: CCR chemokine receptor binding; chemokine activity. Gene Ontology annotation, biological process: positive regulation of GTPase activity; cellular response to interleukin-1; G protein-coupled receptor signaling pathway. Gene Ontology annotation, cellular component: extracellular region. NCBI's taxonomy places the organism in Eukaryota, Metazoa, Chordata, Aves, Strigiformes, Tytonidae.
GCCUCCAGGACUCCCUAUUAAAAGGGAGCUGAAUCCAGCUGCAGCAGUUGGAGUCGCGUCUGCUGGAGCUUCUGGUGCUGCUCUGACUGCCCUCACCCGUCGGGAAGAUGAAGGUCUCUGCAGUCAUUUUUGUUCUUAUCAUUGCAGCCUCUUGCUCCCAAACUCUCUCUGGCCCAGUUGGAUCCGACCUCCCAAUCUGCUGCUUCUCUUACACACACCACAAGCUCCCGUGGAAGCUCAUCCUGCGUCACUAUAGCACCAGCACCAGUUGCACGCUGCCGGCCAUUGUGUUCAUCACAAAGAAAGGCCGCCAGGUCUGUGCCAAUCCCAGUGACACCUGGGUUCGAAGUUACCUACAAAUGUUGAAGCAGAACUGAGUAAAGAAAGCGGCAAGCGUAGCUGCUAUCAGGCAUGAGUUGCAUUAUUCUGAGCUCCUGUGAUGGAGCAGAACAUUGGGGCAACAGGAGCUUCAUAAACCCACAACAUCUUCAGGAGGCUCCGGGGGACUGCUGGAAGGACACCACGAGACACCUCGUGUUGGGGUGCUGCUACUUGCCCUUGGCUUGCACAGACCAGUCUGCAACCUCAUCCCUCUGCCCUGACACCUCUGCUGUGGCCUGGGAAGGCCCAUGGGACUGUACCUCUAUUGUUUUUAUAUUAUUUAAAAUUUUCAUUUAAAAUUUCAGAAAUUAUCAUAUAGGAUAGGCAGCACUUUCUUCUGUGGAUAAUAAUGCUAUUUAUGGGCGGGUGGAAGGGAAGGUAUUUAUGGAAGGGUGGCUCAGCAUCUCAGCAUUGGAUGAUGGGUGGCCCUGGCUUACACAUGUGAA